Messenger RNA from Ciona intestinalis (vase tunicate), 1223 nucleotides. Lineage: Eukaryota; Metazoa; Chordata; Ascidiacea; Phlebobranchia; Cionidae. The record is from RefSeq and is a predicted model, not a curated record.
AGAAAAGUUAAAUAUUUGAGUACCAAGUUUAAUAUUGUGACUAAAAAUGGAAUCAUUGUACAACAAACCACUCAAUCUUCAUCCAUACUUCAAACAGAAGAAAGUUUAUAUAUUGUGGUGCGCAUUUUGCAAGCAGAGGUUAAGCGACCGGACAAUGAAAGCUCUGUUAUUAUCAGAUACUUCAGCAAAUUUAUAUUCAACGGACAUUUCCCCCAAACCGGCAGUUGAUUUGGUUGGAAAGCAUUAUACAACUGACAUGUGCAGCUGUAAGAUAAAAGAUAUGGCAUGCACUUCCUGUGGGAACUCGGUGGGUUACCAUGUUGUACUUCCAUGUGCUAAAUGUAUGGACUCGUGUAAUAACGGUCAUUUCUGGAUAUUUCAUCUACAUGCUUCCACAGUGUCAAAAAGGCUAAAUAGUUCAGGUUGUGAUGUGUUAAAGUGGGCAGAUUUAGAGAUUUCUGUGGAAAAUAAAUCAUUUGAUGAUGAACCGUGUCGGUAAUAUUUUAAUUCUGUGAACCAAAUCAUUCCAUGUAGAACUAUCUAUGUUGUUGUGUGUAAUAUAAAUAACAAAUUAGCUUGAUAUGAUAAUUGCAUCAUUAUGCUUUUAAUUGUAUCACUGCUAUACUGGUACUUGCUGCUUUUAUUUUUACAUUAAGUGUCGAUGUUUUUUAAAUCCUAAAUGUUUUUCCAAUGUUUACUGUGGUAGUAAAUAUAACCUAAUUUUUUUUACCCAAAGCGCUUAAAUGGAUUGCGUUAGUCUUAUCAAGCUAAGUAAUAGCUCAAUUUUGAUUUUUACAUGUUUAUAUAGUUUGCAAUGUCAGUACACCUGAGUACAAUGACUUAAAAAUUUAGAUCACCGCUGUCAUUCCCAUGGAUUGUCUGGUUAAUCCUACUAUCAUAGUGGGGGAGGGGGGUAAAACCAAUGUUUUAAUGUGGGUUUGGUUUUUACAUAACUUACCAACAACAAAUCCAUACAAUUACUUCCCAUGCAUUAAUAUUAUGUUAACUGUCAAGUGUGUUGUUAAUAUAAGGCUGCUCAAGCCUUUUUCUUUUGCCAUUAAGGUGCUUGGUGUUCUUACGACUACCUUUAUGUUUUAUGUGCCCAGUAUUAGGUGUGUUAUGUCGCCAAUAAUAUGGAAUGCUUCUUUUUGUUCUCUUAUGUCAACCAUUCUUCAACUUUUUAACUGCAGUUUCAAUGCAUAAUAAAAUAUACUUGUAUGUUC